This is a messenger RNA of Pimephales promelas (fathead minnow), 2633 nucleotides long. The record is from RefSeq and is a predicted model, not a curated record. Lineage: Eukaryota; Metazoa; Chordata; Actinopteri; Cypriniformes; Leuciscidae.
CGGGUCACGUGCAGAAGCAGAUGAGGCGAGGUGAGGGACUCUGUACCUGAGAGCCGAGAGCUGCGGUCGCUCCUUCAGCUCCAGAGACAUGUAGAGGACUCCAGCUUUCACCAGAGUCAACAUCAGGACAGAAUGAUCAGGAUUACGCGUGUGGAGCUAUGGAGACCGUGUUAGUGAUCGCGCUGUGUUUGCUCUCGAGAGCAGCGACAGCAUCAGUGGAGAGACUGCCGGAGCCUGGAAACGUCCACUUCACCUCCGUGAACCUGAGGAACAUAGUCAAGUGGACGCCAGGGGAAGGAUCUCCCAAUGACACCGUCUUCUCUGUGGAAUAUGCCAAAUACGGCGAGGAGGAGACGAUCGGCAGUGGGCGGCUGCGAUGGAGGCGUGUGAAGCAGUGCAGAUCCAUUACACACACCGAGUGUGACGUGUCUCAGGAGACCUCUGAUUUGCAUGAGCAGUACUACGCCAGAGUCCGAGCCGUCAGCGCACACACACACUCCCUCUGGAGCGAGAGCACACACAGAUUCGAUCCAUUUCUCGACACGGUUAUCGGGCCGCCGCAUGUGGAAGUGAAUCUGCUGCACAACUACAUGAACGUCACCAUAAAGGGGCCCUUCAGAUGGAGAACUAAGAGGACAAAGGAAGACAGUUCGCUGAUGGAGAUCUUCUCUGAAAUGAUCUAUGACCUCUCUGUGUUCAACAGCAGGAGCAAUCACACAAAUCACAUGCAUCUCACGAACGGGAGCGUGAGGCUGGGCCCUCUGGACUUUUCCACACGGUUCUGCGUGGUGGUUUAUGCCAAAUCCAAGACGCUCCCUCUGGACUACAAACCCAGCGAGCAACUGUGCGUCGAGACUCCCAAAGACCCGUUCAGAGAUCAGCUGCUGGCUGCCAUGCUGGGAGGAGUGCUGCCGUCUGCGCUGUGUCUGUGUGUGCUGGCGGUGCUCGGCGGGCUCAUCCACUGCUACAUCACCGACCACAGGCAGACCCUGCCCAAGAGCGCUCACGUGGCUCGAUUAAGUGAUAAGCUGCAAACCUUCCAACCGGAAAUGCCUUCAACAAUCAUCAUUAACGUGUUAAAAAUGGGCCGGUUUGAAGACGAGUGGUCUGCGCUCUGUCCUCCGGCUCUGCCUCAGCCCGUCUCUGCCGAAGACUCGUCCGUGGCUCAGGUUCAGGUUCUGAACGCUGUGCCGGAGCCGCCCGUGUCUUAUGCGCUGCAGCACGAGCCGCCGCCGGCCGGAUCUGGAGCUCUUCAAGAGGACGAGGAUGAAGACUCAGGGAGGGAGGACGCCGAGCUGGAGCCGUGGCCACAGGAGCCUCCUCACAGCGAGGCAGGAGAUUACGGUAUCGUGCUGCCGGCCGGUUUCCACGCACCGGGCCGGUGUCCGGCCGAGCUCAGCCCGUACAGGGCUCAAGGCGUCACGGUAGACCCCACUGAGACUGAGGACGCCUGUGAGGACGAGUGUGAGGACGAGCAGAACGAUGAGGAAGUGGAAGCACAGAUAUUUUUGGACUGGAGCCCAGUGACUCGAGAGCUGACUAUCCCUCUGAUGGGCUUGUUGGGUCUUGAGGACGAGCCACAGAUCCAGACUGAAGCAGUCUCACUCCUGCCUAACGUGGUCCUGAGACAGUCCUCACAGGAAGGCGCCGAGCAGGACGAUGACUUCACCAAAAUGGAGCGCAACUGGGGCCUUAUAAUCCACUCCAACAGAGUAAACAGAGGAGUAACGCCACUGACUCGAGAGAGAAAAUAUGAAGGAGACUUUACACUGUGCACUUGCUAUUUGCCUUAUCUAUGUUUUAAGGAAUAUUUAAGUAUUUAUCAAAUGAUUUAUUAGUGCACAUCGUUAUUGUUUUCAAUCCAUGCGUCUUUUAAUAAUCUUGAAUCAGAAUAACCUGCAGCAUCUCUUCUCUUCCGAAGUGUUUCACUCGGAUAUAUCCGACACAAUAGCGUGCAACUUCGCUUUCAUAAUGACUUUGAGAUUUUCAAACAAGACGAUAUAAUGAAGGAUUUUCAUCAGUUUAAUGCUUAUGCUCUCGUUUACUGUGAACACAAGACUUUGUCUGUAUUAUAUUACAUUUAAUCAUAGCCAUCGGUUUAGAAGAACAAAACCUGGAAGCUGCUCAUGGGAAACUUUGGUUCAUGGACAAGCGUUUCUUGAGCUGUCUAUGCCAUGUAUCAGGAAACAGCAGACGGGGAACAAAUAUCCAUUAUAAAGAGAAGAGACAGAUUUGUUCCAUGGUUUGUGAACAUUGGAAACAUACGACAGCUUAACAUAUUGAACAAAUAUCUGUUUUCUUCACAUUUAUAGUGUCUAUACCCUGACAAAGGGUAACCAAAACAAAAAUGUGUGUGUGAGUGAGAAUCAACAAUGAUACAAGAAAAAGUAUUGUCUUUGAAGGAAUUUAUGUAUUUUAUAUAAUAUUCGAUUUUAACUGUACAUGAAUAUCAAAUGAUUAUUUUUGUAUUGAGAUUAAUCUGCUGUGAAUGAUUAUAAACCAGAAGGAACUCACUUUUAGCAGGCGGUCGGUUCAGGCUUUCACUCUCCUGUCCUGUGCUACCGUUAUAUAUUUUUAUCACUACAAUUCUGUCAUCUUUUGAUCCGUCACAAAAAUAAAUAUAUGAACUUUGA